Molecule: messenger RNA, 4021 nt
Organism: Styela clava
Lineage: Eukaryota; Metazoa; Chordata; Ascidiacea; Stolidobranchia; Styelidae
Source: RefSeq, a predicted model, not a curated record
GAGGCUGUUUUGUGCAAAUGUUGCAGCAUAUAUUUAUAAUAUGCCAAGGACGGUUCAACACAAGAUUGUUCAAUUUUGUAGUUUAAACGAACGAUGUAACGGUUACAGAUAUUUUUGGCCAUAGCAAAGUAAGGAAAUUAGCGCGAAACAUCGCGAUUCAUCAGCCAGAGUAAUAAUGUUUGAGCUACGCCCGGCAGCCAUUUUAUUCUGCGCACUGGUACCGAGAUGUUUACUUAGCCAUGUUUGAAAAACCUGUGUUAUCUCUAAUCAAAUAAUUUGAUAGUCGAUGUAUAUACUAAACAAAAUGUUCUCUACAUCUAUUGAAAUAAAAUAAAUAUCACCCUAUAAAUAGAUAGAAAAUUUUAAAUUACGAAAUAAAAAUUUAAUAUUUUCCGUUUUGAGAAAUAGAAAUAUUAGGUAAACAAUUUUAAUCAUUGUUUCUGUGAUUUCCGUAUGCGAUCUGGAUAUUCAGGGAGAAAACUCGAAAAAAUGCUUACUUUUUACCCAGAGGUUGCUCACCAGACCACUGCCAUUCACCCGUCGCAUUUUCAAUCUCCGCCUGGUCAUGGUGGACGAUAUGACGCAAGAUUGGCUCCAUACGGUUCCCAACGUGGUACUCACAUGCCUCAGCAAGGGAGUAGACCAGAUGGAAUUUCGCCACCGUCAUGUCACCUUCCGUAUGGCUCCAGCAGCCAUAGACGUGAUCACAUGCAUUCAUCACCGAAUCCGAUGCAAAUAUCUCCAUCAGAACGUGAUGUGAGUUCUAGCCACGGUCGACUGGAACCUUACAGUUUACCGGCAUCGCACGGUCAACAUCAGAGCAUGUAUUCUACUUAUUAUUCGCGACCUAGUUCAAAUUCACAGAAUCAGCAGAUAUCUUCUCCCGGAGUGAGAGAUCAUUCGUGCGAAACCGGAUAUUCUCCGCAUAAAAAUGGCGCCAUGAUUGAUCCAAAACAUGCAAAACAACCGUCUGAAGUAGAUAAUACCGAUGAUUUGUGUAACGAUUCAAAAGAACAACAAGUCAAUAGCACUUGUGACGAAUUGGGUUACGAAAGCAAAGAUGCUCAGGACGACGACUUUGAAUACGACACACUUUCACAACCGAGCCCUAAAUCUUCCGAAGCAUCGAUAAAUAAGGACAAAGUUGACGACCAAAACGAGAAGCGACCAGACAAAAAUGCUUCUCAAGAGAACUUAGUCACAACGACAAGUUCUGGACGCAGACGAAAACGCCCAAUUCAACGGGGUAAACCUCCAUACAGUUACAUUGCUCUCAUAACAAUGGCAAUUGCGAGCGCUCCAGAAAGAAAACUAACAUUGGGGCAUAUUUACAAAUUUAUCAUGGAACGAUUUCCUUUUUAUCGAGAGCAGAAUAAAAAAUGGCAAAAUUCCAUCCGGCAUAAUCUAACUCUGAACGAUUGUUUUAUAAAACUUCCUCGUGAGCCAGGAAAGCCGGGAAAAGGGAACUAUUGGACCCUUGAUCCAGCAGCAGAAGACAUGUUUGACAACGGAUCGUUUCUGCGACGCCGAAAAAGAUUUAAAAGAACCGAUACUGAAAAGGCGAUGCUAAAUUCGUAUCUCCAAGAACAAAGUGCGUUUACAUCUCCUGGGGUAAAAGGGUAUCCCGGACAACCGGGUGGAGGUUACUACGGGCCACCUCAUCCACCCACUGCAUAUCUGACUGCAAUGCAUAAUCAGGCUCCCGUCGGGCACCCUCAUUUGUCACACUAUCCCAUGUCUGCUAAUUCGUCCGCGGUCAUUAACAGUCAGAUGUUCAGCAUUGAUAACAUCAUAGGACCGGUUCGUCAAAGCGAUCAACACGGUCAUGCUUGCUUGAGCACUAACCCCCCCGCGCAUUCUGGCAUGCACGUGCCGUCGCACGAAGCGCCUGGUCAAAUGCAUGAAAACCCAUCAUCUCCACAACAUAUCAGCCCAGUAUCUAUGUAUUCUACAUUUGGCCCGCCUGGACUUUUGUCUCACGCUAGUGCUGCGAAUCCCUCAUCAUUAUCGCCCAAUGCACCCGGUUACUACUAUCCGUCCAACCCCGUAAAUAUUGGCGCAUCGGCGUAUCAUAGCGGGGCAGGUGGCCUAUAUACCCCAAACUCACGGUACGGCUUGGGAAAUACCAAGUCGUCAGGUGGAUACUCUAACAGUAGCAUCACGGGACACGAUGGCCUCAGUGGCAGCGACUCAGGGGAGCAAUUAACUACAUUGCAACCAGCACCACAAUUGAACGGACUCAGUGGUAGCAACUAUAUGAGAAGUCCAGAGGUAUCAUAUCCUGGUUUUAAUCGCUAUCUAGCACCAGUCUGAAAACAGUUGAAACUUCGUUUAAAAUGAGCCCUCAAAUUAUUAAACCUAGUUUAGUAAUGGUAAUAAAGAUUGAACUAAAAAAUAUUCUGGUCACACUCUAUACACUGUUAUAAACUUGUAUUAUACCUACAUCUUAAAAUGAUCAAUCGCGAUUUAAGUAUGUGGAAAUAUUCGGUUAGGACGGUGUUUUAUUUUUUUCUCCAUUAUCAAAUUCGAGUUAAUUAAGGCAUCUUGUAUAUCCUACAUGUAAUAGGCGAAUUCAGUAAUUUGUUUAUAAAAACAAUAUCAUAAUUAUAAACGUGUGUAAAUCUUUCCUUAUCAAUUUAAUUUUGUCAAUACUUGAUAUGAGAAUAAAAAAAGACCUAUUCCACCCAUUGGUGAUUAAAACAUGUAAAAUGUCAAUUUCCAAGCAUCGAUACCAAAACCAAUUAUGCACACAUGCAUAAAAUCUUUCGAUAUCAAAUAACGUAGAUAAAAUCCUGCGCCCAGUUCAUUUUUUUUUAUAAUUAUUAUUAUUGGAUUGUUUCUUUUUUAUUUUAUCAUCUCGCUAUAUCUUUGAUUUCAACAUCACUGCACUCCUAAAACAGUAAAUCGUUGACACAACUCUUCUAGUUUUACGCCACUACCAAUGCCAUGAUUCAUAAAGAUAAAUAAUAAACAAGUACUAAUGAAACGAUAAAUAAUAAAUUUAGUACGCUCUUAUACCAAACUGGAAAGUUUGCAGUUUAUACCGGCUGCAGCAGCUCCCUAUUCCUCUAAGUCUUGUUCGUAACAAAAUGUGGGCUAACAUAUAAAUGAUACUUGUAUUCUGAUUGAGUAUGAUAUUUCCUUUCCCUAUCAUUAGAUUAGACAAAGAUAUGGUUGAGGUUUCAUAUAAUAUAGCACAGCUGUUUUAACUGCAAUUUCGUCAUGUCAUUUUUGGGCAUAAAUACGCCAUUUCUGUUUCCAAAACUCAUUGUGUCCAUGACAGAAAAGACUUAUAUUGAGAGUAGAAAAAAAUACAUUGUAUAAGGUUACUUCACGCUUUGUAUCUUUUUUGUAGGCGAUUUGUGUGAUUUAUUAUAAUAAUUUUUAUCUUUGUUUCUUGCCCGACCGAGUGUGUUUGAUAAACAUGGCAGUCCGAUUCUUCGUGUGAGUCAAGUUUUUUGCGCAACCAAACAUAAUCCACUUUUGCCUCCCCCGAGUAUUUAUCAACUUGAACAUUUGUAAACUAAGAUUACAAAAUAUUGACAUUAUUUUUGUUUAUUUAUGUUUCUGCUGAUUUUUCUAUAUUUUAGCCUGUGUCAGUGUAUACCGUCCAGUUUGUCUAAAAUUUCUCCUUUUUAUUUUUCGAUUCGAGUGAAACUAAAAUCAGCUGAGAAAAAUAUGGAGAUUAAAAUCUUAUAUAAUAGUUUUAAAAAGUGAAUUUCCCCACCCCACCGAAUUUCCAUCCGGAUUUUAUGCCUAAAAUGUAUGGCGGUUUGAAUGUCCUCAGUGGCCUAUACAAGAUUAGUCAGUAUCAGUCUCCACAGUACCAUAAUAAAUAUAGGCCGAUAGAAUUUUUGCUAUAUUGUAUACGACACUGAAUUCAUUACCGUUGACGUUGGCCAAGAGUAGUUUACCAAUUAUAGUCAUUUUAUUAUUGCUUUUUGUUUAAUUUUAAAAUUGACGAUUUUCCGAAAAAUGUUUUUGUUUGCUUGCUAUACUUUGUUAUUGAAAAAUAUAAAAU